Molecule: messenger RNA, 3702 nt
Organism: Microtus oregoni (creeping vole)
Lineage: Eukaryota; Metazoa; Chordata; Mammalia; Rodentia; Cricetidae
Gene: Dtx3l
Product: deltex E3 ubiquitin ligase 3L
Exons: 5
Coding region: 137-2425 (762 amino acids)
Biological process (GO): protein ubiquitination; Notch signaling pathway
Source: RefSeq, a predicted model, not a curated record
UGCGGGGAACAGGGAGGGACCUCCUGGGAAACGAAACUGAAACUUUGCAGCCCGGGUUUCUGGGGCAAAAUAAAUCUUUGCUCUGUCCGGACUGUGCAAAGUCCCUGAGCCCCUACCGAGCAAGACGCCGACAGCCAUGGCUUCCAGGCCCUGCCCGCCGUCCCCGCUACUCGUGCGGCUGCCGGAGUCCAUCUCCCGGGCCCACAGGAAACUAGAGAAAUACUUCCAGAGCCGGGCCUCGGAAGGCGGGGAGUGCAGUGUCCAGCCCUUGGGCCCCAGCGCCCCCGACACCUUCGAGGUGAACUUCCUAGAAAGGGCAGCUAAGGAGAGAGUACUGAAAAAGACAGAGCACCAGAUGGAGGUUGAUGGCAAACCUGUGACCAUUUUCCUGGAAACCACGAAAAAGCCAGUGGAGGACCCAAGCUCCAGUCCUCCAUCUCUGACACAGCCAGAUGAGACUCCAAGCUCCAGUCCUCCAUCUUUGACACAGUCAGCUGAGGCUCCAAGCUCCAGACCUCCAUCUGUGACCCAGUCUCUGGAUGAAGCACUGUCUGAUGAAGGGACUGUUUACAAUUCUGAUGACGCUAUUGUCCAGGAGGUCUUUCUUGCUGUGACCGCUGAGCUGAACUGUGAGCUGCUCUCCAAAGAGCAGAGGGCACACAUAGCCUCUGUCUGCCCUGGCAUCAGAAGCGUGGAGGGUGAGGAUGGUAUUGCCAAGGUGUGUGGCAGCUUCAAAGAUAUUGAGAAGAUACAUAAUUUCUUGACUGUGCGGCUUUUGGAAAGUGAGCAGAAACAGAAGUACCCCACACACAAAUACCCCCCUUCUGAUGUGGAGAGACAGCCACCCAACCAGCAAGACUCGGGCAUGGACUUUUCCUCUUCGGAACCAAAAACCGGGUUAGAAGAUGAUUCUGAGAACCGUGUUGAAGUUCCUCUGCUUUUCCUUGAAUAUUUCAGACAUGCCUAUCCUGAUAGAAUAGAGUCCAUAGCGAAUAAAUUUGGUGUAAGCUUUAAAGUCCGAGACAGUGCUCCCAAUAUGGCCUCUGUACAAUUCACCACCGGCCAACCAGGCAACUUAGAAGCAGCCUGUCAGUAUUUUAUCAGAGACUUUCAGAGAUACACCCAAGCUCUGAAGCAAGACUGUGUCUCUUUAGAAGAUCCUCAGAGAGCAAUGAAACUCAGACAGGAGUUGAAUCGCUGCUUUCCACAGCUCCUGAUAAAGGAACAGGGAAGAAAGCUAACUCUCCUCGGGUCUCAAGCUGACAUCUCAGCCGCCACAGAAAAAGUCUCCCAAAAUUCCUUCAAGACUCCUGUGGAAAUAAUGUCCUCUGGUUACAUGACAGGGAUUGAGGUUGAUUCAACUCACUUCAACCUUCUAAAACCAGCAUUGGACCAGGAAAUCUCAGAGAUAGAGCAGAAGUAUAACACUAGUGUAGAAGUCCAGGAGAAUACCCAGAAAACCUGCAUUCUAAUUGUCCCCAUGGAUAAGGAGGUCGACCUGUCCGUGCACUCUUAUGCCAGUUUCACUGAUGCAUUCCAACAUGCCAUGUGUCAGCUAACGACAGAAAUCCUGCCGCUGAAACAUUUGGGCAUGGGGAAAGCUCACUUACACAAGUUUGUCGAUGACUUAAAGAAAAAGCACCCAAACGUACACUUCGUGGUAUCUAAAGAGUCAAUGACUUUGAUGGGUUUGCCGAAUCAGCUUGCACAGGCAAAGCAGUAUAUGUUCAAAAGAAUGGGACUGUCCCUACCAUCUGGAGAGAGCUUAAAUGUGGAUCACGAGACACCCAUGGAUAUCGAUGCAAAUGAAGCUUCACCUCCUCUCAGAGGCUCUGCUGACGACAGCUCUGGGGCCUUGAAGGUGAAUGAUAACGAAGAUUCCUGUGCCAUCUGCAUGGAUACCAUUAGCAACAAGCAUGUGCUCCCUAAGUGCAAGCAUGAAUUCUGUUCCUCUUGUAUCACCAAGGCCUUGUCAUUCAAGCCUGUCUGUCCUUUGUGUCAGACGUCCUACGGUAUCCAGAAAGGGAACCAGCCAAAAGGAGUCAUGACUUUCUCCACUUCAAGACGGUCACUUCCGGGUUAUGCAGACUGUGGCACAAUUGAGAUUCAAUACAUUAUAGAAAGUGGCAUCCAAACAGAUGAGCACCCAAACCCAGGAAAGCCUUAUAUUGGAACACAACGAACUGCAUACUUGCCUGAUAAUCAGGAGGGAAGACACGUCUUGGAUCUGCUCCAGAAAGCCUUUAAGAACAGGCUGAUUUUCACAGUAGGGGACUCUAGAGUAUCAGGAAUGUCUGAUGUCGUUACAUGGAAUGACAUCCAUCACAAAACAAACAUGUUUGGAGGACCAGGAAAUUUUGGCUACCCUGAUCCUCAUUACCUGACACGUGUCAAGGAGGAGCUGAAAGCAAAAGGAAUUGAGUAAGGAAAGCGCUGGGAAGACGUCUGUGCACUUUCAAAAGAAGUGUGUUAGGAGGCCGCAGUAGGACAGGCCUCAAUCAUUUUGUAGAAAAAACUUAGAGCAUUUUUCAUGUUAAGUAGAUGUAGUUUCUAUAAAGCAGAAGUCUGCUUGCCAGUGAUUUCUAGAGUGUUUCUUUUUCUUGGAAGGCAAAAUAUGAAGGGCAUGUGCUGGGGACAUCAUAACGUGUGAAGAUGUGAGCUCAGAUCCGCAGUAUCCAUGUAAGAGUUGAUGUGAUGGCAUAUACUUGUAAGCUUAGCCCUGGGGAGUGGAGACAGAAGGAUUCCUGGAGCUCACUGGCUAGUUAGUCUAGCCCAAACCAAAACCAUGGGCUCCAGGUUCACUGAAAUCAGGUGCAUCUGGGCAAUAUGGCGAAUGCCUUUAAUGCCAGGAACUGGGAGGCAGUAGCAUGCCAAACCAGGCCAGCCUGGUCUACAUAGCCCAAGUUCCAGGACAGCCAGGGCUACAUAGUGAGGCCAUGGCCAAAAACAAACAAAACAAAUAUGAGGUAGACAGAAAUAAAGACAUCUUACAUCACCCUCUGACCUCUAAAUGCACCUAUAAACACAUUCACACCUGCGCACACACAGAGAAAAGUUGUAGGGCAGAAAAACAUAAAGGAUUUCAAAUUUUUGCUGAGGAAGUUGAUCUCAUUCUUGUGUCCUAUAGGGGUGCUGCUCAGUAUGAAGUCACCUUCUGUAUCUUUCAUUGAACAACUGGCAACUAGUAGACCCUCUCCUGCUGCUUGUUUUCUUGAUACAUGGUCUCUCUGUGCAGCUCUUGAACUCUCUUUGUGGACCAGAUUGGUCUUGAAUCUCGAUCUGCCUGCAUCAGCCUUCUGAGAGCUGGGGUUAAAGACAUGUGCUACAUGCCUAAUUGUAUUUGUUUGUUUGGGGUUUUUGUUGUUGCCUCUUUUGGUUGGUUUAGUUGGUCUGCUUUUGGUGUUGGGACUUAAACCCAAGGGCAGUAAGUUCAAUCCCAACACCUUUGAUCAUUUUCCAUGGCCAUCUCUCUUGUGGUAUGUUAGUUGUUUGGUUUUUAAUCUCUGCCUGGAAAAGUAAAAUCCUUGUGUAAAUGGGAAAGUGAAACCUUUGUGUAAAUGGAAAGUUUAAAAACAGGAUUGAGAGCCGGGCGGUGGUGGCGCACGCCUUUAAUCCCAGCCCUCGGGAGGCAGAGACAGGCGGAUCUCUGUGAGUUCGAGACCAGCCUGGUCUACAGAGCUAGUUCCAGGACAGGCUCCAAAG